Molecule: messenger RNA, 1812 nt
Organism: Halichondria panicea
Lineage: Eukaryota; Metazoa; Porifera; Demospongiae; Suberitida; Halichondriidae
Product: cystathionine beta-synthase-like protein
Exons: 12
Coding region: 148-1692 (514 amino acids)
Cellular component (GO): cytoplasm
Molecular function (GO): cystathionine beta-synthase activity
Source: RefSeq, a predicted model, not a curated record
CGGCUGAUUCAUGAGACUAUGUUCGAGUAUAAAUAUACGAGUGAGCUAUUAAAACCAAGGCUAGGCCAUAGGCAGAAGGCUAAAAACAAAGAUAUAAAGUUGGACACACAAAAAAGAGGUGGAAGAAGAGAUAUAAUUAUUUGAAACAUGGCAGCAACAAAGAAGAGUAUGCCUGAAGGCUACAUCCCACCCAAUGUAACCCCAAAGUGCACCUGGGCUCUGGGUAAGAGUCAGUCCGAGUCUCCCCAUCAAAAUCUGCCCAGACAUGAGCCAAAAGUGGGAAGUUCCAUUAUGCCCACUGUCCUGGAGAUGGUGGGAAACACUCCUCUCGUGAGACUCGACAAAAUUGCUAAGAUGGAGGGACUCGAGUGUGAGCUCUUGGCCAAGUGUGAGUUCUUCAAUGCUGGAGGCUCUGUCAAGGACAGGAUUGGGCACAGAAUGAUUGAAGAGGCUGAGAGGGAUGGCAUUCUGAAGCCAGGCGACACUGUCAUUGAGCCCACCUCAGGAAACACAGGUGUUGGACUAGCUCUGGUGUCAGCUGUCAAAGGCUACAAGUGCAUUAUUUGCAUCCCUGAGAAGAUGAGCAAUGAGAAGAUCUCUGUAUUGAAGGCUCUGGGUGCUGAGGUCAUACGCACUCCCACGGAAGCAGCUUUCGACACUCCAGAAUCCCACGUUGGUGUGUCUUGGAAACUAAAGAAUGAAAUUCCCAACUCCCACAUCCUGGAUCAGUAUCGUAACCCUGGAAACCCGCUCGCUCACUACGACGGAACAGCAGAGGAGAUAAUAGCUCAGUGUGGAGGGAAACUAGACAUGAUCAUUGCUGGAGCAGGCACUGGGGGCACCGUGGCUGGGAUAGGCAGGAAAAUAAAGGAGAAAUUGCCUAACGUCAAGGUGGUAGGUGUUGACCCUGAAGGUUCUAUUCUGGCUUAUCCCGAUGAACUGAAUGUACCUGGAGAAGGAACUGCUUAUCAGGUGGAGGGCAUAGGAUACGACUUUAUUCCAACAGUGUUUGAUCGCUCAGUGGUGGACGAGUGGUACAAGAGUGGCGACCAGGAGACCUUUGAUUACGCCAGGAAGCUGAUUCGAGUGGAGGGCCUACUGGCAGGGGGGUCCAGUGGCUCUGCUCUCAGUGUGGCCGUGAAGGCUGCUCGAUCUCUCAAAGCUGGCCAGAAAUGUGUGGUGAUCCUACCUGACUCAAUCAGAAACUAUCUGACCAAGUUUGUUGAUGACCGUUGGAUGCAGUACAAUGGUUUUAUGGACCCCUCCUCCAAGCCGUCAUGGUGGGAUGUGCCAGUAACCUCUCUUGGUGAGCCCCUUUCCAACAAGCUAUCUCCACAGAGUACCUGCUCUGAGGCUGUGGCUGCUCUCAAGGCAGGCAGCACCAGCCAACUGCCCAUUGUCGACUCUGAGGGAAGGGCUGCUGGAGUGGUGUCCAUUUCUGAGCUGACUUCCAAGCUAGUAUCUGGUGCAGUGUCCGGUGGAGACCCAGUUACCAAAGCCAAAGUCAAUAAGUACAAAACUGUGGAUGUAGGAACUGGUAUCGGGAGGGUAUCUCAGAUACUGGAGUUGGACUCUUUCGCUCUCGUAACAACCACCAAGAAAUGCACUGAUGGUACAGACAAGAGCUGUGAAGUGGUUGAGCGUCUGGUGACCAGCAUAGACUUGGCUGCUUUUCUCUGCAAGCAGAACUAACAAAUUUGUUAGCUAGAAUUUGUUAGCUAGAACCCAUCUAUAAAUAUUAAGGUCUGCAUUUUUGUUGACUGUACUGUGCGCAUGUGAGACUUUACUAAUUGCACCUUAUUGUUUUUAGAA